Messenger RNA from Cuscuta campestris, 992 nucleotides. The record is from the annotation of a GenBank genome assembly. NCBI's taxonomy places the organism in Eukaryota, Viridiplantae, Streptophyta, Magnoliopsida, Solanales, Convolvulaceae.
GGUCUGGAUUUUUUUCUUCUAGAGAGUUUUCUCUCUCUAGCCAUGGCAGGGAGAGGACGACCAAAGAAGAAACAACAACCUGCUAAUCCGAAACAGCGAAAUGAAUCGGAUAAGCCUGAAUCAUCGAUUUCCCACACUAGGGAUGAGAUUGAGCAAGAGGCACCUAUAACGUCAAAUGCGAUUCAGCGUGACCUAGAAGAAGCAAUUGAACAGACGUUACCAGAUGGGAUUCAUAUGGAAGAAGGGCCAGAGGUGAAAUUGGACGCUGAGCCUAUAUCCUAUGCUGAGGCUGUGGGUAAGGUUGAUUGUAAGCUCACCUACAUUGAAGCAGAAGAGAUGAACGGGAAUAGGUAUGCUCGAAUAACUGAAGAUGAUAUUGUAACCUCUGCGACAUACUGGGAUUCAGCAGCAGUGGUAUGUAUUUUGGGAGCGAAUCCACCUUUAUCUAUUGCUGAGGGUUUUAUUCGAAGGAUCUGGAAGGCUUUUUCAAUUGAUGAGAUUAAAUUUUCUAAACCUGGACAAUAUGUUGUGCGUUUCCACUCUGAAGAUAAAAGGGAUGAAGCAAUCAGUAGGACUUACUACCAGUUUGACAAUAAGCCAGUUUAUGUUCGUAAAUGGAAACCUGGGUGCACAAUUGACUUGAAUGCUCUCAAUGAUAUCCCUAUAUGGGUACAACUCCCAGAUCUAGAAUUGAAAUACUGGAGCUUGUCAGGACUGAGUAAAAUAGGGAGCCUAUUGGGGAAACCCAUUAGAACAGAUAAUGCUACUGCAACAAAGACUAAAAUGGAGUAUGCAAGGCUGCAAGUAGCAGUAGCUAUGAAUCAACAAUUUCCGGAUAGGUCACCUGCACCCAUUGCAAAGGGAAAGGACAUACUCAAGCUACGUGUAGGCGGAAAGAGGGACAAAGUAAACAGAGAUUAACUUGGAAGCCUAAAAACACACAGAAGGAUCAAGAGGAGAUGAAAAUGACAAAAGAAAAGGAGGAGGUAGUG